AUGGCGACUAAAGUUCAGAGGAUCAUGACUCAACUUAUCGGUUUUGAUGAGUACAUGAAUUUGGUUCUUGAGGAUGCAGAGGAAGUCAGUAUAAAGAAGAAAACCAGAAAGGGUCUAGAGGAAGAUUUAGAAAAAGAAGCGAAGAUGAGUCGAGAAGGAGGUACCGAAGAAAAGGGGGGAAAGAAGAAGUCAGCGACUUUGGUGAUUGAUUGUGGGAAGCCUGUCGAGGAUAAGAUCAUGGAGAUAGCCUCACUCGAGAAGUUUCUUCAAGAGAGAAUCAAAGUCGAUGGUAAAGCUAGUAAUCUCGGUGAUUCAGUUACGAUUUCUCGUGAGAAGAACAAGAUCUCCAUCACAUCAGACAGCAACUUCUCCAAAAGAUUUUUGGGUUGUAAACAAGAUUUGGUUGCGUUUGACAGGAAUUGGUGGCUUAUUCAAGUGCAAGGCAAUUGCAAGACAAUUGAGGAGUACAAUAUUGCUGCUUCUAUGAAUUUGAUUAGUAUGUUAGUGUGUUUCGUUGUACUUUAUCUUAUUGCAUGUGAAUUUGAUUAG
Lactuca virosa is the source of this 549-nucleotide messenger RNA. The record is from the annotation of a GenBank genome assembly. Lineage: Eukaryota; Viridiplantae; Streptophyta; Magnoliopsida; Asterales; Asteraceae.